CUCUCACUCUCUUCUAGCCGCAAACGGCAAACCUCCACAGCUCCACUACUAACUAGGUAACUGUAUUGAGAAACAUCAACCAUGGUUUUCAACUUGAUCAGGUUCUAAUGUAAGAUAAGAAGAGUAUGUGUAAACGGUUAUAAUGAAUGUGGCUGAACCACAUAUGGAGCUCAACCAAGAAAGUCAACAGUUAAAUGUAGAGCAGAGUCUUGGAGGAAGACAUGAAGAAUGUGUCCUUACCAGAGCUAAUACAGGUGAGGAACUGGAGGUUGAUAUAGUUGAAUCUGAUGAAAACAACAUAGCCACCACGGAUGAAGAAGAUCCAGAUGCUACUGAAUAUUCAAGCUCGUUCUCCGACACUGCAUCUGAGGAUGCUGACAUGUUGUGUAAUGGACUGGCCGAAGAAUAUGCUGAGGUGGAAUCUCAUUAUUGGGAUGAAACUGACUUAGGACCUGCUUAUGAUUCCUUUAGCAGCAUUUUUCAUUAUAGGAAGAAAAGGCUAACAAGUCACUGGAAGAGCUUUAUACGGCCAUUGAUGUGGAGAUCCAAGUGGGUUGAGUUAAAGAUUAGGGAGUUAGAGUCUCGAGCCUUAGAAUACCCAAAGGAGCUUGAAUCAUUGGAUCAAGAAAAGCUUGGAGCUAAUAUUGAUCCAUCUGUGUUGGAAACCUAUGGCAAGGGAAUCAAGUCAUUACCGUUUUCUAAUCCCUCUUACAGAAAAAGAGCAGCAAAGAGGAGAAGAAAGCGUAAGAAGGUUGAGAGAACAGACGAUAUCGCUUCAUAUAUGUCCCAUCAUAACCUCUUUUCUUACAUCGAGACCAAGAGGUUGAGCUCAGAUGGAAUGUCAGUGGCUGAUGACUUUGCUGUCCAGGAUACACUGAUUGAGUCAAAGGACCGGGUGGCUUUAGAUGAAGAUGACUCACUUUUCGACCACCGAGAUGGAGAUGGUGUCUUGGAAGAGGUUCUCUGGAAGAUAGAGCUGGUGCAUUCACAUGUUCAUAGGUUGAAAACUCAAGUUGAUCUUGUGAUGUCUAAGAACGCAGCAAGAUUCUCUUCCUCAGAGAAUCUGAGCCUUCUUGCUGCAAGCUCUGCGCCUAGCCCCACGGUUUCUGCUGGAGGAGAUGUGAUCUCUAUUGAAGCAGUUUACAACUCUUCUCACCUCAUGCAAGACUACGAUCUUGGAGAUUUAGUGUUCUCAUCUGAAGGAAUGGCUUCAAGCUACGGAGAUGCGUUUCACAUUCCUGAUAUAAUCGAAAGUACUGUUGGUCUAUUUGCAGAUGCAGAUGUUACAUUACAUCAUCCUCAAGUUGGAGACUCUUGUGAAGAUAUUUUGGAUAAUAUAUUUAUUCGAAAUGGAGUGGCUGAAGAAAUGAAUGCUGAUUUGAUGGAAACUAGUAUCCAAGAAGAAGGUGAGAAACCUGAGGAAGGAGAAGGAACCAGUGUGCUACCAUUGCAGCAACUUCAAGAAACAGAGCAAGAUUCGGUUCUAAGAUCAUGUUUGGCUUCUGAGAGGCUUGUUGUUCCUAGGAACAAAAGGACAAGAUGUGGAGAACGUAAAGCGAGUUCUUGGUGCAAGAAACAUCUCAGCGAUCCUGAAAGCCAGUGAUUGCUAAAAGAAAAAACUCAGUAAGCUUGAUUCUACUGAGCCACAGCGACUAUUCUGAAGAUUCUUUACUUGUCUUUUUUCCUCCGCUUCCUUACUUUCAGAUUGUGUGUUUGCAGAAUCAUCAACUUCGUUUUUUUCAUAUCAUUAUUUUCUUUUCUGUUCUGUGAUGUUGAUGAAAAAGUUAGACAGAAGACACAAAGUGUGUAUAAUUAAGCUUUAGAUUGUAGCCUGAUUACAAGUUAU
Messenger RNA from Brassica oleracea var. oleracea, 1846 nucleotides. RefSeq lists its product as uncharacterized. The transcript has 5 exons. Lineage: Eukaryota; Viridiplantae; Streptophyta; Magnoliopsida; Brassicales; Brassicaceae. The record is from RefSeq and is a predicted model, not a curated record. The coding region runs from base 143 to 1603 and encodes 486 amino acids.